CUUUCACGGCUCCUACCGGAACUGACAGGCUGAAGCUCCGGUUCCGGUGUCGAUGAUGGCGCUGCCAGGUUGCCGGAGUGUUUUGGCUCUCGUGGUUAUCGGUAUAAUUGGAGGCUGUAUCCUACAUCCAGCUCGGGGAGCGGAUCCUUCUAAAUGGAGACUACAGAUGCCCCUGGAAAGUUCAUUUUUCUUUGGAAAGAUCCUUUUUCAGAACUCGACGAUCUUUAUCAAAUUUGAUGGGGAUCAUGAUAAGUGCAAUUCCAGUGUGACGUAUAACAUUACCUGGGUGCUGCGAUACUGUGACUGCUACAAUGAGAUCUCCAGUUUACAGGAACAGGACAUAAAGAAUGAUCUCACCUCGGCUGUAGUGUUGCGCAGCGGGUUUACUGGAUCUCAAGCCAACAUGACUAUUUCUGGCAAGAACUGCAAGGAGCUCCUCAACCCUAAGUUAUAUUACAGAGAAUUUCCUCUGCCGGUGAUUCUUAAUGAAGGCAAGCAAGAGAGGAGAGAAAAUGGAACAAAUAAAACAACGUCGGUGGAGAACACAGUAAUGAAUGCAGUCAUGAAGACAUGGCAGGAUGGACCAUAUAUCUUUAUAGUGAAUGUGACAAAAAACAUUCCGCAAGAUUCAAGCUCUAAAGACACAGCUUUACCCAGCAACAAAGAUCUUCCCUUUUCUAUGAUUGUGGAAGUAAAGGGCCCCUAUGAUUACCUAACACUUGCUGACUACCCACGUAUGGUUUUCUUUAUGGUGAUGUGCAUUGUGUAUGUGCUUUUUGGGGUUUUAUGGCUCGCCUGGUCAGCCUGCUACUGGAGAGACCUGCUGCGGAUCCAGUUCUGGGUUGGAGCAGUGAUAUUUCUUGGCAUGCUGGAAAAAGCUGUGUUCUAUGCAGAAUUCCAAAACAUCCGCUACCACGGAGAGCCAGUGGAAGGAGCUGUGAUCUUGGCUGAACUUUUAUCUGCUGUGAAAAGAUCUUUAGCCCGAAUACUCGUCAUUAUUGUCAGCUUGGGAUACGGUAUUGUUAAGCCUCGACUUGGAGCUACCUUACAUAAGGUUGUUAUGGCUGGAGCUCUCUACCUGCUAUUCUCUGCUAUAGAAGGUGUCCUCAGAGUCACAGGUCAUUACUUCAAUACCAUGGAGUUGAUAGCAAAUUUGAGCCUGUCAUUGAUCGAUGCCUGCAUAAUCUUUUGGAUCUUCAUAAGCUUGACACAAACCAUGAAACUGCUGAGGCUAAGAAGAAACGUGGUCAAAUUGUCUUUGUACAGACACUUCACCAACACCCUCAUCUUGGCUGUAGUAGCAUCAAUUAUAUUUAUAGUCUGGAUAACUAUGAAGUUCCGUUUGGUGGAUUGUCAGUCGGACUGGCAAGAGCUGUGGGUGGAUGAUGCCAUCUGGCGGUUGCUCUUUUCAAUGAUUUUAUUUGUAAUCAUGAUCCUAUGGAGGCCAUCUGCAAAUAACCAGAGAUUUGCCUUCUCUCCGCUCACUGAAGAAGAUGAGGAUGAUGAGCAGAAGGAGCCAAUGUUGAAAGAAAGCUUUGAGGGAAUGAAAAUGAGAAACUCAAAGCAGGAAACAAAUGGAAAUGCAAAAGUGUCCAAAACUGAGGAUGAUCUGAAAUGGGUAGAGGAGAACAUCCCAUCUUCUGUGACAGACGUAGCUCUCCCUGCGUUGCUGGAUUCAGAUGAGGAGAGAAUGAUAACGCACUUUGAAAGGUCCAAGAUGGAAUGAAGAGAUGGUUAAAAGGUCAACAAAUCUGGUGGACUCUGCCUGUGCGGAGGAGCAAUGCAACAUACAAAGCAUUUCAGAUACGGGGCCCCUUUCAUUGCAAAGGAGUGGCGUGAAAUCUUAACGCUCCUAAAUGAUUCCAUCAAUUGGGCUCUUUCUUAAAGUCAAAGAACAUGACCCAGUUCCUCUAUGUCUAGACACAUUGUCAGCCAUUGUCGCUAAUGUUAUAAAUAGGAUUUCUUCUACCAAACUCUUCUUAAUCCCUUUAAUGCCGCAGGAGCUGGAAUGCAUUGCUCCCAGCACUGCGACUUUUCCUGCACCUUAGGAUUAUACGCAUCAUUUAAUAUUACGCCGCUAAAGACCCAGAAAGGUUUCUUGUUCUUGCAUUUACAUGGUUGGCUAAUACUGGUGAAAGUUAUAGGGGACGCAGUUAUUUAAUUAUUUUUAUUGUGCUUUUUAUUUUUCUGGGCCUUUUUAUUUACAAAAUGCAAGUCUAAUUUUCUUUUGGUUGCGCUGCUCGUUCCUGACAAACCGCAUCAGACUUUUUUAAGACUGUAGGUUGAAACUGUGAAAUGGGCCAGUAGAAGAACUUUAUUACUGCUUCAGUUCUGCCACACAAAUGCCUUUGGGGGUUAGACGUAUGACCGGUCAAAACUAAAAAAAAAACAAAAAAAAAAAACUUGAGGAUAUUCUGAAAGCAA
This is a messenger RNA of Xenopus laevis (African clawed frog), 2424 nucleotides long. RefSeq names its product transmembrane protein 87A S homeolog (gene tmem87a.S). NCBI's taxonomy places the organism in Eukaryota, Metazoa, Chordata, Amphibia, Anura, Pipidae. The transcript has 20 exons. Gene Ontology annotation, cellular component: Golgi membrane; cytosol; Golgi cisterna membrane. The record is from RefSeq and is a predicted model, not a curated record. Gene Ontology annotation, biological process: retrograde transport, endosome to Golgi. Bases 53 to 1726 code for a protein of 557 amino acids.